This is a messenger RNA of Guyanagaster necrorhizus, 2664 nucleotides long. RefSeq names its product Piwi-domain-containing protein. The transcript has 26 exons. The record is from RefSeq and is a predicted model, not a curated record. Bases 44 to 2587 code for a protein of 847 amino acids. Lineage: Eukaryota; Fungi; Basidiomycota; Agaricomycetes; Agaricales; Physalacriaceae. Gene Ontology annotation, molecular function: nucleic acid binding; protein binding.
CCCGGUUCCUAUUCCCAUUCCCGUCUCCUGCCACUCGCCCACCAUGUCUCUCAUCCCGCACAUAAACAAAGCUACGCCUGUCAAUGUGACUGCCAAUGUUUUCAAGCUUCAGUGGCCGGAAAGGUCUACAGUGUACCAAUACGAUGUAAUCACACCGCAGUGGGAAAGCCGGACUGGGCGAGAGUUUAAACUCGGCGCUGCGAAAGCCAACGAGGUCAUGAUGCGCCUCCAGACCUCAGUUGUCCCGAAAAUCUUCUCAAAGCUUGGAGUUUUCGACGGCAAAAAGAAUCUCUUUUCAUGGAAGAAGUACGACAUACCAGGUUCUGGCAUGAAGGUGGAUGUCAUGUGGGAUGUCGACUCCCCGAAACCUCGUUAUGUUUCGGUUGUUCUGACUUUGUCCGGAAGAGUCAAUAUUGGAAUCUUGAAAAACCUUAAUCGAGGCAAUACCCAGUCAAUGGUCGCCACCGCGCCUGCGCUAAACAUGCUAAACAUGUCUGUUCAGGCAUAUCCGAGGGGGUCUGGAAUGGCACUCAAUAAAGCUGCAAGCUUCUACAUCCAGGAGGAGAGAGAGACACCGCAGUCUAUAGCGCCUUUGGAACUUUGGCGUGGCUAUUUUCAGAGCGUUAGACUGGUUAAGGACCAUGUCGUCCUUAACGUUGAUGUCACUGUUGCUGCCGUUGUUCCUGAACGACGUUUAGAUGUCCUAUCAGCUGAAUUUCUCGGUUUGCGCGAAAUCCGCCAAUUAGAAAACUUGAACGAAACUCAAUUUUCAAGACUGCGGCAUUUUCUUCGUGGUAUGAAGGUGAUAUUGUUGCACCGCCCGACUUCCAGGCCAAAACGGAUCAAAGGUCUGGUGAAAAAUGCUGGUGCCAUCACUUUCGACAAAGAUGGGAGCCCAAUCACAGUAUCGGAACACUUCAGAUCUGCUUAUAACCUCAAUAUACGACCGGGAUCCUUGGGUGUUCAAUUUGGACAACAGACGAUUAUACCGAUUAGCCGUUGUAAUGCCACGCAACAAUUAUAUGAUAAUCGACUUUCUCCGGAGGCCAUUAGAGAAGUGCUGAAAGUGGUUCCUGCAAACCCUGCGGCCCGGCUCCGAAUGAUACGGCAAGGCUGGAGACAUCUAGGCCACACGCAGUCCGAGUUUUUGGCUGGAGCAGGUAUAAACAUCAAUCCAGAGCCUCUCCAAGUUACUGGGAAGGCUCUUCCCAGGCCACAGCUAGCAUAUGGCAAAGGUCAGAAUGGGGUGAGGGUGAUCAAUGAUCGGCAUGAUGGGACAUGGGAUAUAAUGAAGAAGCCACUUCACACGCCGGCCCAGCUGAAUUCUUGGGCUGUUAUCAAUUUUACAGGUGGUGAUCAACCAGUGAUACAAAAAUUCUCUAUGGACUUGGCCGAUGCUAUGAAAGUUAUAGGAAUGUUUGUUUCAAUGCCGCAUGUGCACCAUGAUGCGAAUGCACAAGAGAGCAUUCCAUCGAUUCUAUAUCGCGUUGGUUUCCCCAUCAAGGCGCAACUACUUGUUUGCGUUCUGCCGGAAAAUGCUGCGGAUCUAUACGUUGCGGUCAAGCGCGCGGGUGAUGUCAUUCAUGGCAUUCCUACCCAGUGUGUGCGUUGGUCACGAAAAUUCCGAGAAGGGUAUGAUACAAAGAAAUUCAACCAGUACCAUAACAACUUGAUCCUGAAAGUCAAUACGAAACUGGCAGGCCGUGGGUUUGUUCCUCAAGAUCCUGCAAUGCAAUUUUUCGCUAGCGCCCCUACUAUGAUCAUCGGUGCGGAUGUCAGUCAUGCAGCGCCUGGCAGUAUGGCUCCAUCAAUCGCUUCUGUUGUGGCAUCGAUAGACCCAUACGGAGCUCAAUACACUGCGAGGAUGGAAAUACAAAGGUCCAGACAGGAAAUCAUAGAGCAUUUGGAGCCUAUGGUCAUUUCCUGUCUCGAAGCGUUCUAUAUGAGGAAUAAAGGACAGGCACCUCAGCGUCUCAUAUUUUAUCGAGAUGGCGUCUCCGAGGGGGAAUUUGAGAUUGUCCGCAGGGAAGAAAUGGGCAAAUCUCUUGACACCGCUGUUCGAAAGUUCUACCAAAGCAAAGGUGUGAAUCAACGUCCGAACCUUACUUUCCUGGUCGUCACAAAGAGGCACCAUUUCCGCUUCUUCCCCAACUCUGGUCAAGGUGACAAAUCUGCCAACUGCCAUGCAGGAUUUUUCGUCGACAAUGACCUGAAGCAUCCUGUCUACGAUGACUUUUAUCUUCAGUCGCAAGCGGGUCUCAAAGGAACAAGCAUUCCUGGACACUAUACCAUUUUACAUGAUGAUAUCUAUAAGAAGUUAUUCCAGGACAGGAGUCAUGUGGUGACGGCCAUUGCGCAACUGACUUAUGCCCUCUGUCACGUAUACUCUCGGUCUACUCGAUCAGUAAAGAUUCCUGCGCCUGUGUACUAUGCCGAUCUCGUAUGCCGCCGUGCAAAGUUCCACUUUGACAUCCCCAUGCUUGAUGCAGAGUCCGCUCAUCCUGGUGAGGAACACGACCUUGACUUUUAUCGUCAACACUUUACCGGUAUCAAUGCCAACAUGCUCAACGAGAUGUAUUUUGUAUGAGUUAUUCAUGUGUUUUUUGUAUCUGUAUGCCUCUGCCAUGACAUACAUAGCUUUUGAAGAAAUGUAACUUUGUCACG